Molecule: messenger RNA, 886 nt
Organism: Racocetra persica
Lineage: Eukaryota; Fungi; Glomeromycota; Glomeromycetes; Diversisporales; Gigasporaceae
Source: the annotation of a GenBank genome assembly
AUGUUGAAUAUUAAACUUUUUUUUUCAAUUCUUUUAAUUAUUUUAAUUUCAUUUACUGAGGCUAUCCAAAAAAUACGCCAGGACGAACCGCCACCACAUCACGAUCCGCAUGAUUCAAAGAACUCAAAAGGAGGCAUGUGUAAUCCCUAUAUGCUUACCGCUACUUCCAUGGACAAAUAUAUGGGUCAAAUGACAUUUUAUCAAGAUAACUCUGGAUCAUUAUGGUUAUCUGGUCUUUAUCAAACUGGAUUUAAUCCUAAAAAAAAUUCUUAUUUCUUUUCAAUUGUUGAUAGUUGUAAUAAUAGUCUUUAUGAUCUUACAAGUGAGAUGGGAAUAGAGUGGAAUAAAUGUGAUUCAUGUUCUAGCAAUAGUCAUAGCAAUUAUGGCUCUCACCAUAAAAAGGGAAGAAGAAAUGCGGAGGAAAACUGUAAUGAUGAAAAUUGGGGUACGAUGGGGUGGGUGGUUAAGAUUAAUGAUUUAACUUGGGAUUGUGAUGGACGAGGAGUUUAUCAUCAAGCAGAUCAUAGUUGUAGAAAGCAUGGAAAACGUGCACUUACUGAUCAAGGGCCAGAAAGUGGAUUAUAUCUUCAAGUUGGUUCUACUGGUGGUAGUUCGACUAAUACUCCAAUUAAUGUUAAUAAUGAGGGUAAUGUAAUUGUGCCACCAGCAGCAAAUCCACCAGCAGCAAAUCCACCGGCAGCAAACCCACCAGCACCAAAUCCACCAGCACCAGAUGCUAAUCCACCAGCACCAGAUGCUAAUCCAUCACCAGAUGCCAAUCCAUCACCAGAUGCCAAUCCAUCACCAGAUGCCAAUCCAUCACCAGAUACCACUCCACCGCCAAAUGCCAAUCCACCACCAGCAACUGAAGCACCAGCACCGACAG